This is a messenger RNA of Calidris pugnax (ruff), 937 nucleotides long. RefSeq lists its product as uncharacterized. The transcript is spliced from 7 exons. NCBI's taxonomy places the organism in Eukaryota, Metazoa, Chordata, Aves, Charadriiformes, Scolopacidae. The coding region runs from base 110 to 937 and encodes 275 amino acids. The record is from RefSeq and is a predicted model, not a curated record.
UGCCAUCUCUUCCCUGGGGAAGCGUGAAGGAGAGGAUCUGGUUUGCUAGUUGUUAACUGAGUGACUGUUCUUGGCUCACUGAGGUUCUUGGCUCACCACGAGGGACACAAUGAGGAAAACAGUGCACCCAAAGCUGCAUGUGUCACCGGGCAUGUACAGGAGUUCAUACAAGAGAGACUACCAGUGGUGUGAGGCAUACCUGCCACCCAGAGAGGAAGACAUUCAGAAGCUGCAGAUUGCAGACGCCCAGCUAAAAGCCAAGGAGUUUGCUGUACCCCAGGAGGAGCAAGCAAUGACCUUCAGUGACAGCGUUGUCUGGCAGCGGAGAAAAGGCAUCCCAGCACCGAGCACCAAAGCCAGCAGUGGUGCUGAUGACACAGGAGAAGGCUACCUGCCAAAGUACUACCCUGCCACCGAGCUGGCGGCGAUCCAGGCAGAGGCAUCGGAGAGGCCGCGGGCUCUCGCUGAGCUGGGGAACGAGCCGUCUUGUUGCCAACAUCUUCCAGCUGCUGCUCAGACUGCUGGAACAGCAGGGAUGUUUCUGCGCAAGCAGAAGCUGAUCCCGGUCUGGCCCACCUACUGGCAAUUCGCCAUGGAGACGUCCCGGGCAAGGCAGCAUGAUGCUCAGCAAAACAAGAACAUGAGCCUGAGCUCAUCUGCUUUGUUGGAAGAGUACUUUGACCUUGACUGGAGAAGUACCUACGACACAGAUUUCCAGCGCUGGCCAGGAGCCCAUGGUGGACACUGUACAGCAAAUAAGAGCAUUUCUCACAUUUUCCCUGAAGAUGAGAACUUAAGCCAGAACUGGGUGUCCGAGUACAAGGACAACUACAGCGUUUUCUCGCAGAGGCUGGACCAGUCAUCUCCAGUGCCUGCUGUGGGGCUGUGCACUGUGCUGUCCUUUGGGGAAGGGACUGCCAUAGACACAGCCCAGUGA